AAACGAAGAAAAAAAAAUUCCCCGAGCGGACGAGGACGAGGGAUCGUGAUAUCUUCCCCCCCAUCGUUCAUGGGUCAUCAAACACCAGGCCUCAUCCAACCCCGUCCCGUACCCUGUACGAUGUAAGUACACUAGUGAAAAGCCCUCCCUAUGCGUCGCAUAGCGUGCACAGCUCGCUCUUUGGCCCUCAACACAUGCUCCGGCCAACUGUCGCAUCAUGUUCAGACGGUGUACCAGAACGACGCCCGCCUCACAAUCACCAGACGGCACUUACAAAGCAUCCUGUCGAUCCGUAAGCAGCACGUCCCCUCAAACAUCAUCAAUACCUUGUUUUGGACCAGAACGACCAAGGGAGGGGGGAAAUAUAUACCGCCUCUCUACUUGACCUUCGCAAGCAUAGGACCCAUUAGGAGAGGACUCAUUCCCGAUGUUGUUCCGUGCGAGCCCCCGCGUGCCCUGUCCUUUUCUCCGUCCCCCGAGCCGCAUCGUGAUGACGCCGAUACCAAAGCACUCACUUCUUGGCGCUUGUCACCAGUUACACACAAACAUACAUACACACACACACACACACACACACACACACACACACGUCCACGCACACGCAAAACAACUCCCUCGUCCGUCUCGUGCUUGGGCGGCAACGUUCCAGACCAUCGCCGAAGGUCUCACGCCUUACUUAAUACCUUGCGAGUGAAAUGGAUGGCGUCCCGCACCGCAAGCAUCUUUCACUUGUCGUGGGGAUCCGUCCUUCGCCACGCCAACGCCACGCCACGCCACACACAUUACACGCCAGCUACGCCACGAUCCUUGUCCUUGGGAUGGAGCGAACGGACGGGGACUACAUGUACUCCGCCCCGUCCGGCCGCCGCUGAGUGGGGUAACAUACACCGGGGAGAUGGACGAGCUUGACGCCGUCCCAAGGGCCCGCUCGCAGCCAGUCCCC
Messenger RNA from Colletotrichum destructivum, 943 nucleotides. RefSeq lists its product as uncharacterized. The record is from RefSeq and is a predicted model, not a curated record. NCBI's taxonomy places the organism in Eukaryota, Fungi, Ascomycota, Sordariomycetes, Glomerellales, Glomerellaceae. The transcript has a single exon. Bases 151 to 909 code for a protein of 252 amino acids.